GCUCUUCUAAUCGCAGUGCUUGCAAACCCAAACCCACCCGGACGGGCUCCAGGCCGGGUAGCGCUUGCAGACAGGGCUGCAGGGCCGCAUCCCAGCCGCCCUCCCCCGCGGCGCGCUGCCCCCGCCGCAGCCGAUCGCAUGGGGCGUACGGGCUCCCUCCUCUUCGGGGGGCAGGCCAGCGGUGGGGGUGGCUUUUUCCCCCAUUGCACGGGAGCGAGCCAAUCCUGGAGGAGGAAGGAGACCGCGCGCAAUUUAAACCCAAAGGCGAUUGAAGAGGCGCUGGGCAGCUGCUGGUGCGAGCGGGGCCGGGCUGGGAGCGGUGGCUUUGUCUGAUCCCCUUAGAAGCAAGACUACUCCAAGAAGUAAAGAGUGAUGGCAUCCGUGUUCCAAAGUGUCGGGGCUACAGUUGGCUGGAGGAGCCACCAGCUACUGGCUGACUUUGAGAAUGAGAGCCCAGUGCCUGACAAAUUUAGAAAGAAGCCUUCUUCAAGCUCUCUCAAUACCCUCCGCAUGUCUCUGAGAAAGCGAAUGCCCUUAAAGCAAGUAGAGAUAAACCUCAGUGAGAAUCCAACUUGGGAAAGUCUGGAAGCGAAAGAGAAGCGACAAACCCUCCGGGCUAUCACAAGAACAGCAAAAAAUGCCUUUGGAACAGUGUCCCAGAAAAUACAGAAGUCCUGCCAAAAUCGCACGCAGUCUCUAGUCAUCUCUCCAGCUAAAGCCCCUGCAAGGAGAAGUGGCAACAUUAGCUCUGCCAAGAAGAGAAGCACUUCACCUCGAACUCCUAGUCGGAAGAAUAGGCUGGCCACCAUGACCACCCCAUUGUCUGGUCCCAGUUGGAGCCCCAGGUCCAGCAAGAGAGCCUCUCUUUCAUCCAGAUCUGCAAAGAGCUUGGUGGGGAAAGAAUGGAGGAGUUUCUCUUACUGGCUUGGAAAAGAAGCUGUCCCUCUCCGGAGAUCAAGGAGAGCAGCUGCUCUAAAGAGCCCGUACUCAUCACCUAUGCUUGCCAGCAGAAAGAGAGAGUUUGACUGCGAGUUAGAAUCAGUCUCUAUGGGAAUUCGCCGCCUGAAACGUCUUUCUCAGGUGUUUGAUGAUGUCAUUGUGAGAGAGGAGAGAGAACAAGUGAUAUCAAAUUAUCAGCAUCUAAUGGCACAAAACUUGCGAUCUGUGCAUCGGUCUCGGAAACUCUCCCAAUCUGCUUUCAGACGGCGUGCAAGGAGGCUCCAGCAUGCAGUCAGCACUUGGACGGAGAUGGCCUUAAACAGUAUUAACAAUGUGUGAGCAAAUGAAAGAUUAACUAUCUAUGGGAGUUGGAGGGGUGUAUUUUCUUUUUGGAUUUAAGUCUUUUUGACUGUGCUUUGACUAAGCCAUUAACUUUUUAAAAUACUACCUUUAAAUUCAGCUCAGGUCUUUCCUUCUAUGGACUUCUGCCAAUGGUGCAGGGAUGAUAUUAAAAAGUAUAUCACAUGAAAACCCCUAUGGUAUUGCCCAACAAUGGAACAGUAAACUGAACUCAGUUAACCAGUACUUACACUAGACGAUGCCUGUCUAAUUUGAAUUGAACUUUAGGGCUAGAUUAAAUACUACUGAAUGAUUUUAAGGAAAGACAAUAGCAUCUGUGUCUGACACCUGAUCUGUGAAAUUGGAAUAAUUGCUUCCUAUACCUCCCCCAGGAGAUGUUGAGGACUUAAAUUUCUACAGAGUUUUGAAAACUGAAAAAACACCAAAGCUUAUGCUUUUCCAAAGUGCAUGAAUUUCAGUGGGAUUUAGUGGCCUUUGAAGACUUUAUGCUGUGCGCCAAAACCAUAGUAUACAAAGUGGUGUCAGGCUCUGACUUCAGUUACUGUGGGUUGACAUCGAAUUCUGUAGUUACUCCAGAGUGACACUGGAAUUAAAGAAAUUACUGCCAAAGUGAAUUAAGAUAAAUAGAAUCAAGGCAACUUUAAUUCUUAAUGAGCGUGACCACACAGGAAUUUAACUAGUCCAUGCCUUUGUUUAUUCAGAUUAGCUUUCCUGAAUGUGCCUGUGUAGAUAAAUCCUAGGUGAUUGAAGUCAGAAUGUGUGACCCCAUACAGUUCACAGGGUUUGAUUGACUAAUGUAACUAUUCCAUUUUAACUGUUAGCAGUUAGGGCUUCAUUUGUCUUUCAUGCUACUGCUAUAAGACAUCAACAGCUGAGGUAAAUAUUGCCCUUGGAACAUGUACACACAACUGAAGACACUAACAAUUAAUAUACUAAAGUUGGAAGUAACACUUGUUGCUUAACAUUAUAAUUUUGUGCAGUGGCACUAGUUAAGUGUUUCUAAUAGCUUUAACAUCAUUUUUAUAGCAAAAGAAGGUCAGGCUCUAUAAGAGAGGUAAUCUUAGUUUAGCAAAAAUAUUAAUUCUCUAACAUUUCAACAAAGCAAAGGAGGUGUGUUUUCCAUAAACCUCUAGAACUCAGCACCAAUGCUGUUCCUUGACCGAUAGCUUUUUUCUAAAGAGAAUGCUUUAAAGACACCCCCCUUGUUUAAUCUGUCAGUGUGCCACUACAAAAUAUUGACAUUUAUAAUUUUUAAACUUUUGACUGUUUGUGUGAAUUCUGUUGCCACUUAGUGAUAGAUUUCAGAUGGCUACAAUAUUGUCCUGCUUCAUUCUCCCUAAAAUAUUCUAUUGGUAUCGAAGUCCAACUUUUGUAAGCAAUCCUGCACGAAUGCUGCCCCAUCUAUAUUUAAAUUGAGAUUAACUCUUUUUUUGCCUGUUGACAAACCAGACUGUUGAAAAGGUAAAACUUUAACAAUGGGGUGGAACCCCUUCCGAUUUGGACUUAAAAAGUAGAUAAGGUUUAUUGUUUUAAACCAGGGGAGGGCUUUUAUUUGAAGUUUUACUUGUAUGUACUGAUCCUUGACAAAGUAGACUUUUCAUUCUA
Messenger RNA from Caretta caretta (loggerhead turtle), 2904 nucleotides. RefSeq names its product PICALM interacting mitotic regulator (gene PIMREG). Lineage: Eukaryota; Metazoa; Chordata; Testudines; Cheloniidae. The record is from RefSeq and is a predicted model, not a curated record.